AUGGCCUCGCCGCCUCUCACACCGCUACGGCGCUCCUUCUCACACAACAGCAAUUCCUCGUCAAACCAUCGCCUGUCGACAGCAUCGCGCUUCUCCAAUGGCAGCCAAGACUUCGCUUCACACCUGGACGCCUCGGCUGGAGCAUCUGGCAUGGGAAAUCUCGCAGACGAACUCGAUUUUGCCGACUCGGAUGAUGAAGACUGGGACUACGACGGUGAGGCUGAGCCAGAAUCCGUGCAAGAAGCUGGGAUAGAACAUGUACUGGGCGAGGGAACGCGACAUGAUGAAGACCCGAGAGACAGCGGAGUUCAUGUGGAACAGAAGACAAACACAUCACUACCACAUCGGAACUCUUCUCAGCCAGCCGCUCGUGAUGUCGAUUCCGAAUCUUCAAACAUCUUCUCGCACGAGCUGGAGGAUGCCUUGGCUCAAAUCUCACGCCUCGCCAAUCCUGUCUCGCAUCAGAACCCUGACACCAUCUCCCGUACCCUUGUUGCCUUGCAAAAUCUACCACCUCAGCAAUCACUCGAAGUUCACACCCAGCGCCUGACCACGUCCACUAACAGUCUUUCGUCACACAUCAUACAACAAACAAAGCACUUCGCUUCCCUCUCUGCGUCUCUGUUUGCUCCUUUUGGCUUCGGUGUCCCCCUCGACUUUCAAAUCGUCGACGACGAAGUGGUGCCUGCCAUCGGUCAAGUCAUACAAAACCUGCCAGCUCCAGAUCCACGUGCCUUGCAAAACCUCUCACGUCUCGAUCGCGAAACCACCGACCUGAUACAAACACUCGCUGCUCUGUCCGAUUCGUUGCAAAUGGGUCGCCAGACUACCGCUAGCGCGGCACGUCAUUUGAGGAAUACUCAGCUUAUGGUUUCUGAGAUGCGUCGGGAGAGCGAUCUAGCAGAUCAGGCACAAUGGCUCAUUGAAAAGGAGGAUUGGGACCAUCGUCUUGCGGAGAGAUAUUGUGCCAGCGAAUGCCGUGAUGUCGUUGGUGGCUUUGAGCAAGUCUUUGAGGGGUUGAGGAGAGGUUUGGAAGAGAAGAUUGCGGCUUGA
Messenger RNA from Aureobasidium musti, 1053 nucleotides. The record is from the annotation of a GenBank genome assembly. NCBI's taxonomy places the organism in Eukaryota, Fungi, Ascomycota, Dothideomycetes, Dothideales, Saccotheciaceae.